AUGUCAGAUGGUAUUGAUGGGAAUAAUGGGGAAAAUGAGGUGGAUUCUCACUCAUCCUCGGUUAUAAAUAAUGAUAAUGAGGGACGUAAGCUGCCAAAGUCAAAAUGUGUUGAGAACCCAACUCACCAGGAGAUCAGGGACGUCCUUCUGGCAGCUGGAUUGAAAGUCGGUGUAGAAAACAAAUUACAUCCCAAAGAGCGGAGCAAAGAAUUGCUGUACCGAGGACGUAUACGUGUGCAAUUAAAAAAUGAUGAUGGCACGCCAGUUAACCCAGAUUACCCUACCCGAGACUCGCUGAUGGGUUACGUUGGGACAAGCAUCCCCAAUCUGAAAACACGCCAGGGUAAACAGAGCUCUAGUGAACCUCAGCAGUCUUCCUCGACGGCUAAAAAAGGCAAAGGCAAAGGCCUCCAUCAAGAGCAAUGUUUAGCUGGCGGAGAAGGAGUAGAAAGUGUCGAAAGUAUUGAAGUUAAUGAGCAUGAUGCUGAUAAUGAUGAGAGUGGACACUCAAGUGGACACAGAUCUCAUAGAAAAAUGUUUGAAUGCGAUGUAUGUAACAUGAAAUUUUCAAAUGGCGCUAAUAUGCGUCGACAUAAGAUGCGUCAUACCGGAGUAAAACCUUAUGAAUGUAGAGUUUGUCAAAAGCGAUUUUUUCGCAAAGACCAUUUAGCAGAACAUUUUACAACACAUUCUAAAACAUUGCCUUACCAUUGUCCAAUUUGCAACCGCGGAUUUCAGCGACAAAUUGCUAUGCGCGCUCAUUUUCAAAAUGAACAUGUUGGUCAACAUGAUAUGGUUAAAUCAUGCCCGCUUUGUAAUUAUCGCGCUGCUACUAUGAAAUGCUUGAGGUUACACUUUUUUAAUAGACAUGGAAUAGAUUUAGAUAAUCCAGGACCAAAUAGUUCAAGUUCAUUAUUAAAUAGUUGUUCACCAAAUGAAGCAAUGCCAUCUGCGCCAUUAUCAGACAGUGGAGACAGUACCGGGAAUCGUUCGGUGGAUAACGCAACCCCACCGAUGCAUUUCCUAACACCCCACGUGGAGAUUUCAAUUCCUUACCCGGAGCAGACGAUGACCGGUCAAAGAAAUUCGAGUCCUGCUCCGCUGAACGGUGACUCUCCCAACAGCCCUCAGAGUGCUGAUAGUAACAGCAAUGCACCGAGCAGCAGUCAUCAUCCGUUACCAAUGCACCGGAGCAUGGUAGAGGACUCAAUCACACCCUCAAUUUCUCUGAUCCCAAUAAAACAAGAACCAAAUAGCAACGGGAUGGAUGAAAGUGGAGCAACCUCCAGCAAUCUUUCACUUCCCUCAUUGAUAAAAGUAUCUCCGUUAAAGUCAUUGCUGAGGGACGAUUUGAGACGUAAGUUAUCAAACACUUCUAACAAUCUUAUUACCAACGCCACCAACAGCACCAACAAUAACAACAACAAUAAUAAUAAUAAUAGUAAUAAUAAUAAUAAUAAUAAUAAUAAUAAUAAUAGCAGCAGCAGUAGCGUUAAUACAAGUGAGAAUAUAUUGAGUAUAAGUAACAUAAAUAAUUUAUCGCAUCUGCGGGAGCCACCGAGUUCAACGAGGCCGGAUCCUCGUUCAAGUGGCCUCCAAUGCACUUACUGUCGGAUUACCUUUCCCGAUCAGACCUUGUAUUUUUUACACAAAGGCUGCCACAGUGACAGCAACCCCUGGAAGUGUAAUAUUUGCGGUGAACAAUGCUGUAAUCUUUAUCAAUUUAAUUCGCAUUUAUUAAGUAAAAGUCAUCAGUAA
This is a messenger RNA of Cotesia congregata, 1758 nucleotides long. Lineage: Eukaryota; Metazoa; Arthropoda; Insecta; Hymenoptera; Braconidae. The record is from the annotation of a GenBank genome assembly.